This is a messenger RNA of Plenodomus lingam JN3, 1488 nucleotides long. NCBI's taxonomy places the organism in Eukaryota, Fungi, Ascomycota, Dothideomycetes, Pleosporales, Leptosphaeriaceae. The record is from RefSeq and is a predicted model, not a curated record.
AUGGAUUCAUUCGACAUGAUUCCACUUGCGAGGAGCCGAGCAAGCCCACGGUUUGAACUGCAGAGGGCGCCUAGCAAGAUUGGUGAAUGGGAAAAUGCUUAUUUCUGUAACCAUGGGGCGUUCCAGGCCGUGAAGCGAAUGCACAUGUUGCGUACACAGCAGGGAGGACUACUAGUGGCCGAAGGACUGUUUUACCUGGUUUACAAGCCCGUCCCCAGUUGGGUGGCAGAAGAAGCUCCAGAGUCCAGGACCUCGUCUGUCUCGUCUCUCGUUGAGCGCAGGAUUACGAUUUCGAGGCAGCCAGGCGACAAUGACGCAGCUGGCCACCCCCGUCCUUGUCGUCGUGUGUCGUGUGUCGUGUUUGUGGGAGGGUGGCCGGUGAAGGAUUCGUUCGGAGCGAUGAUGAAACAGCGCGGACUGCUUGGAGGCUCGCGUGUGGCGCUGGGUACCCGUUUUCAGCGGCGGUCUUGUCGGAGUACAACACAGAUACCCAGUGUAUCUAUGUACCUAGCCAGGUCGCAUAGCAGGGGAGCAGUGGGGAAUACACGGUGUACACAUUCACUGCUUUGCUCGCCCCAGUCACUCUUUCUUAGCUCACAUUCACUUCACCCCAUCUUCUCUUCUUUACGCCCCGACCGCGUUCCCAGUGUCUCGCUUCCCCGCCGGCUCUUCCAAUCUGAUCCCCCUGGUCGUGGAUAUUCGAACCUUGGACCGAUCGCUGCUGGCCAAUUCACCCGCUUUUUGGCUGCAUUAAACAUUAACGUUCCGAAUUGGGCCACCGUGGACAUUAUCAACAACCACCUGCGACGUCAACUGCGCCUGCAUUACGCCUGCACCCCCCAGCCCCCAGGACCCGUAUUCAGACCCAGUUGCGCCAGGGUACCCUCCACCUCCCAAUCUAUCAGUGAAAGCAGGUCACGGCCCAUGAUCAUUGCCUUCGAAGAGAACGCCCUCAAGACCAAUCUGGACCCAAGUCCCGCCCUAGAGAUUCCGCCAUACCAAACCCGGUUACCCCCCAAGGACUUCAGAGAAUCCCAGAGACUGUACCCUCCGCGGCACCCAGGUCGAUCUCAGUCGUCUACCCUUUGGACUACUGUCAACCCACCUUCAUCACACUCAUCCACAACCAUGUCUGUUGAUCAAGUUCUGGGAGGACUUGCCAAGCGUGCAGGAGGAGGCCAUCCUCCCGAGGAUCCCACCGCCGGCUUGGAGAAUGUCAAUGUCCAGCACUACCUAGGAUACAUCUGGUGGAUCAUUGUUGCCAUCUUCUUCCUCUAUCAGGUGGUCCUCUACUUCGCCCGCUAUAUCCGUACAGUCACCUGUCUCAACAACGACACACAGAGAUACUUCGCCAUUCCCAAUGCGACAUAUGCUAGCUUCAAGAAACACUGGCUGGAUGCACCACUCUUCCGCACCCGUCACCACCGAGAGUUCAAACUUUCCUCAGCCAUCGGUAUUGCUUCUCGGCAGGCGCAGGCGAGCUGUUGA